Messenger RNA from Podospora pseudocomata, 378 nucleotides. RefSeq lists its product as uncharacterized. The record is from RefSeq and is a predicted model, not a curated record. NCBI's taxonomy places the organism in Eukaryota, Fungi, Ascomycota, Sordariomycetes, Sordariales, Podosporaceae. The transcript has a single exon. Bases 1 to 378 code for a protein of 125 amino acids.
AUGGCUGGUGUCUCUUUCAGGGAGACGGACCCGAGGGUCUACGCCUUGGGAAGGGCCAAAAGCAAUCACCGGCAGAGAAACCUUUGUGCGGGAAAAUACGCCCGGGAAUCCCUUCACAAAGGGCUCUUCCUCAAGCUCUCCAUCUACGCCCCCUUCCUCCCUGUGGCCAAGCUGUCUAACCGAGCAGAUGACACUUGCCUAUUCUGGGUUCUCCUGGACACAACCAUGGCUGACAGCUUUGACAUCAUUGCCUUUGUCGAUGAGCACAGAGAGAGAACCUCCUGCCUGCCCGCCAGUUGCUAUCUCUUGCUCUCCCGUCUCUUGUCAACCCGUUCCGUGAGGUUGGGCGGCAACAUCCGCCACCUCUUUGGCAUUUGA